AUGUCGCUCAAAAUUGGCUUGAGGCGGAUGGCGGCAUUAUCUCUCAACAAACAAACGCCAUCGGUGGAGAUAGCCAGAGACGAUUACCUCUCUAUUGCGAAGCACGUGAUCGCCGCCGACGACAACCAAACCAAAAACGUUGUCGUUUCACCGGUCUCCAUCCACACCGCGCUAUGUCAGCUCGCCUUCGCGUCGAGCGGCUCCAUAUGCGCCCAACUCCUAACGUAUCUCCAAUCAGAGCGCGUGGAGCACCUCGAGCCCUUCUACAAGCACCUUCUCUUCAAGAUUCUCGCCAAUGGCAGCCACCUCGGUGGGCCCCACUUGUCGAUCAAGGGCGGCGUCUGGCCCGAUUGGGGCCACACGCUCAACCCCGCCUUUCAAAACAGUGUCCUGUGCCACGUGCCAAGAAUGGUCUUCGCAGACGCAGUUUGUUUCAAAGGAACAUGGAGUGAAGAAUUCGACGCAAGCCUAACAAGAAAUGCUGGGUUUCACCUCUUAAACGGCACCGCAAUUUUCGCCCCCUUCAUGACCAGCCAGUACAGGCAGCGCAUUGGCACGUUCGACGGCUUCAAAGUGUUGAAGCUACCUUACGUUGCGGGCGUCGACAAGCGAAGAUUCUCCAUGUACAUCUACCUUCCGGAUGCCAAAGACGGGUUGCCAUAUUUGAUUGAGAGAAUCUGCUGCGAGCUCGGGUUUGUAGACAGCCAUCUCCCUCACGAGGAGGCAAUGGUUCUUGAUGAAUUCCGCAUACCCAAGUUUAAGAUAGGUUUCGAGUUGGAGGCUUCUACGGUGUUGAAGGAGAUGGGAGUGGUGGAUCUUUUUGAGGGCGGUAUGGCUGAGAUUGUGGACGAAUGUUUGGUUGGCGAGGUACUGCUUAGGGCGCUUGUGGUGGUGGACGAGGUGGGCACCGAGGCUGAGGGAGAGACAGUGUCUGCGGGCAUAGGUUUGGCCUGUGCGGUGAUGGAUAAGAGGCCGGGGCUGAGAUUCGUGGCGAACCAUCCUUUCGUCUUCACCAUUAGAGAGGAUAUGAGUAGGGUAGUACUCUUCAUUGGUCAGUUGCUUGAUCCUCUUGCUGAAGCAUCAUUUGGUAUCUUUCGAAACCCAGAUAGGAUUUAG
Salvia hispanica is the source of this 1116-nucleotide messenger RNA. Lineage: Eukaryota; Viridiplantae; Streptophyta; Magnoliopsida; Lamiales; Lamiaceae. The record is from RefSeq and is a predicted model, not a curated record.